AUGGAGAUCAGAGGAGAUGAGGGGUGGGCUGGGGAGGAGAGGAGAGGAGGGCUGGGGAGGAGAGGGAGAGGAGGGCUGGGGAGGAGAGGAGGAGGAAGGAGGAGGGUUGGGGAGGAGAGGAGGGCUGGGGAGGAGAGGAGAGGAGGGGCUGGAGAUCAGAGGAGAGGAGGGCUGGAGAUCAGAGGAGAGGAGGGCUGGGGGAGGAGAGGAGAGGAGGGCUGGAGAGGAGAGGAGGGCUGGAAAUCAGAGGAGAGGAGGGGUGGAGAGGAGAGGAGAGGAGAGGAGGGGCUGGAGAUCAGAGGAGAGGGGGAUGGAGAGGACGAGGAGGGCUGGAGAUCAGAGGGAGGGAGGGGAGGAGAGGGGAGGGCUGGGGAGGGGAGGAGGGUGGAGAUCAGAGGAGAGGAGGGCUGGAGAUCAGAGGAGAGGAGGGCUGGAGAUCCAGAGGAGAGGAGGGUGGAGAGGAGAGGAGGGCUGGAGAUCAGAGGAGAGGAGGGGAGGAGAGGAGAGGAGGGCUGGGGAGGGGAGGGGAGGAGGGGUGGAGAUCAGAGGAGAGGAGGCCUGGAGAUCAGAGGAGAGGAGGGCUGGGGAGGGGAGGGGAGGGGAGGAGGGUGGAGAUCAGAGGAGAGGAGGCCUGGAGAUCAGAGGAGAGGAGGGCUGGAGAUCAGAGGAGAGGAGGGCUGGGGAGGAGAGGAGGGGUGGGGAGGAGAGGAGGGCUGGGGAGUAGAGGAGAGGAGGGCUGGGGAGGAGAGGAGAGGAGAGGAGGGCUGGGGAGGAGAGGAGAGGAGGGCUGGGGAGGAGAGGAGAGGAGGGCUGGGGAGGAGAGGAGAGGAGGGCUGGAGAGGAGAGGAGGGCUGGAGAUCAGAGGAGAUGAGGGGUGGGCUGGGGAGGAGAGGAGAGGAGGGCUGGGGAGGAGAGGAGAGGACUCCAUCCUUCCGAGACAGACAUACGUUAAAGAGCGUGCCCCCUACCUGCCACAACUAACACCCCACCCCCACUCUGAAGCUAGCCAACCAGCCCCAUCCAUCAGACUGAUAGACACCCCCACUCUGAAGCUAGCUAACCAGGCCCGUCCAUCAGACUGAUAGACACCCCCACUCUGAAGCUAUCCAACCCUUCUCUGACAGACACCCCCACUCUGAAGCAAUCCAACCUGUCUCUGACAGACAGACGCCCCCACUCUGAAGCUAGCCAACCCGUCUCUCAGACAGACACCCCACUCUGAAUCUAUCCAACCCUUCUCUGACAGACAGACGCCCCCCACUCUGAAGCUAUCCAACCCUUCUCUGACAGACAGACGCCCCCACUCUGAAGCUAUCCAACCCUUCUCUGACAGACAGACACCCCCACUCUGAAGCUAGCCAACCUGUCUCUCAGACAGACACCCCCACUCUGAAUCUAUCCAACCCUUCUCUGACAGACGCCCCCACUCUGAAGCAAUCCAACCUGUCUCUGACAGACAGACACCCCCACUCUGAAGCUAGCCAACCCGUCUCUCAGACAGACACCCCCACUCUGAAUCUAUCCAACCCUUCUCUGACAGACGCCCCCACUCUGAAGCAAUCCAACCCUUCUCUGACAGACAGACGCCCCCACUCUGAAGCUAUCCAACCCUUCUCUGACAGACAGACACCCCCACUCUGAAGCUAUCCAACUCUUCUGACUAGCCUGCUUAAUAUUCAGAUGGCUAGACGUAACCCCUGACUCACCUCUCUCCACCUCCUAACCCCCCUCCCUCUCCUCCUCUUACUCUCCUCCUUCCUCCCUCCCUCUUCUCCUCCAGCUGCAGUCUACAGGUCGUCUCCUGGAGGAGCAGCUUCCAGAGAUGAUGACGGAGCUCCUUGCCACAGCCAGGGACAAGAUGCUGUGUCCGGCCGAGUCCCAGCUGACCCGCUCCCUCCUCAUGGAGGUCAUUGAGCUCCACGCCCACCACUGGACCCCUCUGGAGGCCCUCACCACACAGUACUACAACAGGACCAUUCAGAAGCUCACCACCACCUAGCCACCCAGACCCAGGCUCCAGGCCUAGACCCAGGCUCCAGGCCCAGACCCAGGCUCCAGGCCUAGACCCAGGCUCCAGGCCUAGACCCAGACCCAGGCUCCAGGCCUAGACCCAGGCUCCAGGCCCCAGACCCAGGCUCCAGGCCCAGGGCCCAGACCCAGGCUCCAGGCCUAGACCCAGACCCAGGCUCCAGGCCCCAGACCCAGGCUCCAGGCCCCAGACCCAGGCUCCAGGCCCCAGACCCAGGCUCUAGGCUCACAGGUCUUCAGGUCUCUCUUGAAAAAUACAUUUUAUCUCAAAAGACUUCCUGGUUAA
Coregonus sp. 'balchen' is the source of this 2314-nucleotide messenger RNA. NCBI's taxonomy places the organism in Eukaryota, Metazoa, Chordata, Actinopteri, Salmoniformes, Salmonidae. The record is from the annotation of a GenBank genome assembly.